Messenger RNA from Brachypodium distachyon (stiff brome), 1969 nucleotides. Its product is annotated as adenine/guanine permease AZG2. The record is from RefSeq and is a predicted model, not a curated record. The coding region runs from base 87 to 1712 and encodes 541 amino acids. Gene Ontology annotation, molecular function: purine nucleobase transmembrane transporter activity. The transcript has a single exon. Gene Ontology annotation, cellular component: plasma membrane. Lineage: Eukaryota; Viridiplantae; Streptophyta; Magnoliopsida; Poales; Poaceae. Gene Ontology annotation, biological process: transmembrane transport.
UAACCCGAAGACCACCGGUCUCACUCUCUCAAGUUCUCAACCAAGAGUAACAAGGAAGCAAAUAAACGGAGGACUCAAUUAAAACGAUGAAGAGAGCAUCACCAUGGCACAGGCUCUCGGAGGCCGAGGCCGCCGUGAAUCGCUCCGUGGCGGCGAGCCGCGUGGGGAAGUACUUCAAGCUGGAGGCGCGCAAGAGCUCCUUCACCAAGGAGCUGCGCGCCGGCGCGGCCACCUUCCUCACCAUGGCCUACAUCAUCUCCGUCAACGCCGCCAUCCUCACCGACUCUGGCGGCCCCUGCACGGCCCGCGACUGCACCCCGGUGGCGCCCGGAGGCGCCAUGCCAGGGCCGGAGUGCACGUUGGGGGGAACUGCGACUAAUCCUCCUAACCCGGGCUACCAGCAGUGCCUGGCGCGCACCAAGAGCGACCUGAUCGUGGCCACGGCCGUGGCCGCCAUGGCGGGCUCCUUCGCCAUGGGCGCUCUCGCCAACCUGCCGCUCGCCCUGGCCCCUGGCAUGGGCGCCAACGCCUACUUCGCGUACAACAUGGUCGGCUUCCACGGCUCCGGCUCCAUCCCUUACCGCACGGCGCUAGCCGGCGUCAUGUUAGAAGGCAUCGUCUUCUUCUUCCUCUCCGCCGUGGGGAUCCGGUCGAGGCUGGCAAGGAUGAUCCCACGGAACAUUCGUCUCGCUUCAGCGGUGGGGAUCGGGCUGUUCCUCGCCUUCACGGGCCUCCAGGCGAACCAGGGCGUGGGCCUCGUGGGCUCCAGCCCGUCGACGCUGGUCACGCUCACGGCCUGCUCCCAGACCGACCCGGCCACGGGCGCCUGCCUUCCUGGAACCACCUUGCACAGCCCGACCUUCUGGCUCGGCGUCGCCGGCUUCUUGGUUACUGCCACCUGCCUUGCCAGGAAUGUCAAGGGCGGCAUGAUCUACGGCAUCGUGGCUGUCACGGCCGUGUCAUGGGUCAGAGGCACCAGCGUCACCGUGUUCCCGGACACGCCGGCCGGGGACGCGGGCUUCUCCUACUUCAAGAAAGUGGUAGACUUCCACAUGAUCGGGACCACGGCCGGGCAGCUGAGCUUCGGCGGGUUCCGCCAUGGCAGCGUCUGGCUCGCCAUGCUGACGCUGCUCUACGUGGACGUGCUCGACACCACGGGUACAAUGUACUCCAUGGCGGAAUACGGCGGCUUCACGGACGGCGAAGGCGGGUUCGAGGGCGAGUACAGGGCUUUCCUCGUGGACGCCGGCUCGACCGUCCUGAGCGCCGCGCUCGGGAGCACCACGGUGACGACAUACAUCGAGUCGACGGCGGGGAUCAGGGAAGGGGGCCGGACCGGGGUGACCGCGAUCACCGUGUCGGCAUGCUUCCUGGCGUCGCUCUUCUUCUCGCCGCUGCUCACGAGCGUGCCGCCGUGGGCCGUGGGGCCCUCGCUGGUGCUCGUCGGCGCCAUGAUGAUGCGCGUGGCCAAGGACAUCGAGUGGGGCGACAUGAAGGAGGCCAUCCCGGCGUUCGUCACCAUGGCGCUCAUGCCGCUCACCUUCUCCAUCGCCAACGGCAUCAUCGCGGGUCUCGCCGUCUACGUCGCGCUGAACUGGUAUGACUGGGCGAGGCACGCGUUUGGGAAGGUCGGCAAGGUGCUCGACGAGCGCCGGAUCAAGGUCGCCGCUGCCUCCACGGCCGAGAUUGGCCCGGCGCAGGACGUCGUCUGAUAUAUCGAUCUUGUUGUGAUAUAUGGCCAUUUCGGUUCUACUUGUGUUUCCAGUUCUUGGUUAGGCCAACUUAGGAUGGAGCUUAUGGGACACAGAGAACUGUGACAUGGCAUGUAGGACUAGUAGGCACUGUUGGGUAACUCUUUGCUUAGGAAAGGCAGUGGGAACUCUUGAUGAGAUUCUUGAUGUGCAAUGAGAUGCUUGUACGUACUUUGACCAUCAUGGUCAUGGCAAAAUUGUUCCCACUGAUUCCGCUA